This is a messenger RNA of Ziziphus jujuba (common jujube), 1358 nucleotides long. RefSeq names its product polyadenylate-binding protein 6. The record is from RefSeq and is a predicted model, not a curated record. Lineage: Eukaryota; Viridiplantae; Streptophyta; Magnoliopsida; Rosales; Rhamnaceae. The transcript has 6 exons. Gene Ontology annotation, molecular function: mRNA 3'-UTR binding; poly(U) RNA binding; poly(A) binding. The coding region runs from base 305 to 1162 and encodes 285 amino acids. Gene Ontology annotation, cellular component: cytoplasmic stress granule; nucleus; ribonucleoprotein complex.
CACCGAUUUAUCAAUAUAACAAUAGUUUUGUUUUUACAUCUAUAUAAAAAAUCACGUUUGAUGAUGACAAAAAUGUGUGUGUAAAAUUAAUAAGAUAAAAUAUGUCGAGGUAUAUAUAAAUAAGUACCGUAGUACGGAGAUAGAGACAGACAGCAACUGAGCCUGAGCCUGAGCCUGAGCCUGAGUCCCCAUACCGUUACAACAAUCAGAGUCAUUCUCUUUCUCUCUGAGGAGACUCUUUGUAGGAACUUGCUUUUUGGUUUUUCUCCGAGAAAGCUCUCUGAGUGGGUUCGAAAGAAUAAAAAUGGUGAUACAGUACAUGUUCGGCGUUCCGGUGAGAGUAACAGAGUCAAAGCCAGCACCGCCGGCGGAUAAUCGGAUAUGGUCUCUGGGAGACCUGGACCCACAAGUCACCGAAGCAGACCUCUUGGAUGCAUUUCGUUUAAUUGGUCCCAUUGCCUCACUGCGUCUCUGCCGCGAUUCUUUCACCGGCGAGUCCCUUCGCUACGCCUACGUCAACUUCUUCACUUCGUUACAUGCAUCCACAGCUUUAACAUUUCUAAAUCACAAGGAGCUGAAGGGACAAUCAAUGAGAAUUAUGUGGUCGCAGAGAUACCCAUUGACAAGAAAAAUGGGCAUUGCAAAUCUUUUUGUUAAAAACCUUCACCCAUCCUUCACCAGUGGUCAAUUGCAGUCUAUGUUCUCCAAGUUUGGGAGGAUAUUAUCUUGCAAGGUCGCCUCAGAGAAUGGCAACAGCAAGGGUUUUGGUUUUGUGCAAUUUGAUUCUAAACUAUCUGCUAUGACUGCUCGUAAUGCUCUACAUGGUACACUGCUUAAGGGGAAGAAAAUAUAUGUAUCAAAAUUUGUAAAAAAGAGCGAGAGAACAGUAGCCAAUGGGGAGACUAUGAAGGCUUCACUGCAAGGGCAAAACAAACAAUUAUUUAUAGCCAGGGCUCAGCAGGAGGAGAUUGUCAACUGCCACACUGAAAAGUUGAAGGCUUCAAGCCUGCCAGAGAAGAACUCAACCCAUCCUGUCCACUGCUCUUCGUUCUACUCUUUGGGAAAGGACCUAAUGAAACAGAGGCAACAAAUCAAUACCGGGAAACAAAGUUUUAAAUCUGAGUCCUCUGUAUGCGGCAACAACUUUGUCCAAGACACAUAAUUCCUCAGCUGCACAACAUGAGAUGGAUUGAGGCAAUUGCUAGGACCAGUGUAGAUAUGCCUCUGCAUUGCCCUCUGCUUGAACCUUGUUUUUUACUUUUUUCCACAUACUUUGCAAAACUAUGAAAAAUACAACACAGUGUAUAAAUCUCUAAUAAGACCACUACUUAUUUUAAGAAUUUUUUUUUUUUCCAUCA